Microthlaspi erraticum is the source of this 879-nucleotide messenger RNA. Lineage: Eukaryota; Viridiplantae; Streptophyta; Magnoliopsida; Brassicales; Brassicaceae. The record is from the annotation of a GenBank genome assembly.
AUGAUGCAGAACAACAACAAGUCGUCGGCUCAGAAGACGGGGGUGUGGUGGGACAUGGAGACGUGUCAGGUUCCCCGUGGCUACGAUCCUUAUCAUGUCCGUCAGACUAUAGAAUCGGCGUUGAAAGAGUACCUUCCUUUCACCAUCUCUGCCUUUGGCAACCUAAAACGCGUCGCUCCUCGCGUCUUGGUACCGCUCUUUUCCACUGGAAUCCAUAUGAAACACGUCAUCAACGGUUCGGCGGACAUUGCGAGUGAUAUGUUAACGUGGGCACGUAAUAAUCCACCUCCGGCAACGUUAAUUCUCAUAUCCGAUCAUGAAGAAGCCUAUGUUGCAAGUGGGGUCAUCCCCGAGUUAAGGGACCGGGGAUACACGAUUCUUCGUGUAUUUGGAAAUCUUCCGAAAUUUUCGCCCAAUUACUAUCAGCAAACGCGGCUCUGGAAACACUUGUUUUCAGGCGUUUUGAAUAUGGAUUCAGGGUCUGAGGAUGGCAAGCAGGAGAAGGUGGUUACGGAGAGGUGCAGUGGAACUGGUUGGAUUUGCCAGCUAUGCUUUGUUACUGAUUCUGAUGAACCUAUUGCUGGCGAAAGCUUUGAAAGUUUGAUCAGCCAUUUCAAGAGUCUGGAACAUGCAUUUCAAGAGUGGUCUAGUGUACCUCGACACGUGUCUUGCUAUGAAGGGGUCACCUCCGAGGCAAGUUUGAAGGCCGAUGUGCCACUCUUUUCUUAUUUUGUAAGAGCUUCGAAUGUGAAUGUCUCCAUUUCAAAAGCUGACCCACUUCUAUCUUUUUUUUCUUCUCAGGAUUGGAGUCUUGUGCCUGGAAACUGGCCUAUUAAGAUUAAGAAGCAUACAAAGGCAAGUUUGAACAGCGAAUUUUGA